GUAUGUUCAUAUUUGGAAAAAUGUUGUUCUUCGACACCAGUAGAACGCGCUGAAGUCCAUUCCAAGUUGGAAAAAAGGAGGUAGGGAGUGCGUCAAAUUGAUUGAACGGUUAAGAUAGGGAAGCUCCCGGCUUUAACUAUUUACAUCCAGUGGGCUAUGUCUGUACUCUCUGUAGUUACAACCUUGCUCUUGUUGUUGUGUAGGAAUAAGACCAGGUUUUGUUUUUUCUCUUAAGUUAUUUGAAUUGCGAUAAAAUGGCGGAUGUUGAGUGUCGAACGGAGAGAAGAAAUCGACCGGGGACAAAGACUGUUGAAUAUUAUCGUUGGCCCGAAGAAAUGUUUGAAGAAAUGGACAGUACCUUGGCCGUCCAGCAAUAUAUUCAACAACUUAUUCGUAAGGAUUUCACUGCAAUUGAUGAAAUCCUUAAAGCCCCAGAUUCUCAAGACGAAGGUGUUUGGAAAUAUGAACAUCUAAGACAGUUCUGCAUGGAGUUAAAUGGUAUAGCAGUUAAACUUCAAAAUGAGUGCCAUCCCGAAUCAUGUACACAAAUGACUGCAACUGACCAAUGGAUAUUUUUGUGUGCUGCACAUAAAACUCCAAAAGAAUGCCCUGCAAUUGAUUAUACGAGACAUACUUUAGAUGGUGCUGCCUGUCUCUUAAACAGUAACAAAUAUUUUCCUAGCCGCAUAAGUAUCAAAGAAUCUUCUGUGGCCAAACUGGGAUCAGUGUGUCGUCGAGUAUACAGAAUUUUUUCUCAUGCUUAUUUUCAUCACCGUAAUCUUUUUGAUGAAUUCGAGUUAUUUUCAUCGCAGAAUGAGACUUUCCUUUGUCGGCGUUUCACCGAGUUUGUAACAAAGUAUAACCUCAUGUCGAAAGAAAUAUUGAUUGUGCCGAUUUUCGAGGAAGUUGAUACUAGUAGUUUUAUAGGACAUGCGGCAGAGUCUGAAGCAUAAGCUAGAGUGGACGAAAGUGUCUGAGGGGUUGAUAGUGAAUGGAACUUGCACCCCAUGUGGCAUGUCAUGUCUAAUAAAUUUUUGUUUUUGUGACAAGUUCUAAAUGUGUACUACACAACUGUUUAUUUCAUGA
This is a messenger RNA of Daphnia magna, 1086 nucleotides long. RefSeq names its product MOB-like protein phocein (gene Mob4). Lineage: Eukaryota; Metazoa; Arthropoda; Branchiopoda; Diplostraca; Daphniidae. The coding region runs from base 255 to 953 and encodes 232 amino acids. The record is from RefSeq and is a predicted model, not a curated record. Gene Ontology annotation, cellular component: cytoplasm. The transcript has 5 exons.